Molecule: messenger RNA, 3055 nt
Organism: Teleopsis dalmanni
Lineage: Eukaryota; Metazoa; Arthropoda; Insecta; Diptera; Diopsidae
Exons: 3
Biological process (GO): proteolysis
Molecular function (GO): metallodipeptidase activity
Source: RefSeq, a predicted model, not a curated record
GUCCGCUUAGUUAUGAUGAAAUUUGUCAAAUGGAGAUGUUGCAUGCCGGCACAGACUUGCAUACACUCGGUUCAAAUCCCACCAACAAUAUUGCCGCCGUUGGGAAUACUGGUGCAGCGACAGCAACGAUGCUGCCCAUUAUGGUGAUACCAACAUCGAUGAUGCCACCAGGCACCAUUUUAACAGCAACUACGCCCAGCAGUAUAGAUGGUGGCAAUUGUGAGCAUUUUUAUCAAUUGCAGCCCACUCACAUACUAACAACCGCGCCGCCAACUGCUGCCGCCACUGCGGUCGUCAACAAUACAGCAGUCAACGUCGCAAACUUACAGAACGUCAACUGCGGCAUUGUUGAUAACGAUGGAACAGUAAAUAUAUCUCAACCAACCCACCAAAUACUCCAAGCACAACCCAUUCUAUUGCCGAAUGAGUUACAGAAACAGCAUCCACAACAGAUUCCACAACAAGCCGCCAACGUCAGCAGUGGCGUUGUGCCAGCCACUGUCAACAUAUUAUACACUGGCACACUCACAAAACCACGUCCUACUGUUGCACCCUUAACUCGUAAUACUUUGGAAAGCGCCACAUUGCCGCGUGGCUUUCAACCAAGCACAUUUAUGCCAACAGCGUUGUCUGUUGCUCAUGCCGACGAAAGCGACUUUGAGGGCAGCGAAUGCGGCACUAGCAUUUCAGCCACAACAUGCAUACCACCUUUUCGUUUCAGCGGUUGUGGCAUGAUACUGCAACCUGCAACAGUAAGUACAGAGCAACAUCCAAGCCACCCACAAAGUCAACAGAAACAGCAUCAACAGCACCAGCAACAUCAGCACGAGCCGCAAGUUGUCGGUUGUGGUUCGUUGUCGCAUAUGAUGGGAUCGUUUGCUGCCGCUGCGGGUGGUGCUAUGCAGUCGGGUCGAUUUGUUGGCACGUUGGCGGGGGUUAGUGCUGGUCUGUCCGGCACUCUAGGACGCAAUCGGCGUUCGACUGCAACUACUGCUGGCAACAGUGGCCAUAACACAGAUAAUGUUACACAAACUCCCAAACGUGUCUCGUUCAAAGGAGAUAAUUUACCGCCGGAGGAAAUGCAGCUAGAGGAUAAUGGAUUGCAUGCGGAUAGGUUCAAUAAUUGCUCCUAUAUGCAUUUUGACAAUUUUAUGGAUUAUCAGACCACAGGUUUUGGCGGUCUACCCGAUGUAACCGAACAUUCAAAUAUACGGCGCACACUUUCCCGCCAAAACUCAAUAUCAAACAGUGAUUCGGGCGGAGAAAUCGCCAGCAUACAAAAAUCAAAAGUAAAUUUUGGUGAUACUAAAUCAUCAACUUCAUCUGGCACGGCAAGCGGGAAACGCAAUAAAUCAAAGGCAGCACAGCAGAAUGACAACGUCGAGGUACAACGAUACAAAAGCAGACGUGGAUCUUGUGUGAUUGUGCUUACACUAAUGGCCGCCGUUUGCCUACUUAUAGUGGCAGCUACUCUGGCCUAUCAGCAUUUCUUAAUGGGGCCGAGUCGAAAUUCGCACGCACAAAGACUGAAAAUUGUACAUCGCAUACUACGCGAGGUUCCGUUAGUCGAUGGUCAUAAUAACUUUGCUUGGAAUGUACGCAAAUAUGCACACAGUAGUUUGGAAUUGGUGCACCUAAGUCAAGACCUAGAUCAUAAGUCGAUGUGGACACGUCCGUCGUGGGCACAAACCGAUAUAGACCGUUUAAAACAAGGACUUGUUGGUGUGCAAGUAUGGUCAGCCUAUGUGCCAUGCGAAGCUCAAGGCUUGGAUGCAGUCCAAUUGGCAUUGGAACAAAUAGACAUUGUGCGGCGCCUAGCGGACAUGUACUCCCAAGAUACAGUACUAGUUACGUCUUCUAAAGAUAUUUUAGCGGCGCGUCGUCGUGGCCUAAUGGCAUCUUUAAUUGGCAUCGAGGGCGGACAUGCAAUUGGCUCUUCGCUUGGUGUGUUGCGUUCAUUUUACUCUCUUGGUGCACGCUAUUUGAGCCUGACACAUAAAUGCGAUGUGUCAUGGGCGGGUGCGAGUGUCUCACCAUUAGAAAACGGUCUAACGCAAUUUGGAAAAGCAAUUAUACGCGAAAUGAAUCGUUUGGGCAUGAUGAUUGACUUAUCCUACAGUUCGGAUGCAACAGCCCGUGAUGUGCUGCAAGAAACACGUGCGCCAGUCAUUUUUUCGCAUUCCGGAGCGCGACAGUUAUGCAAUUCAACACGCAAUGUGCCCGAUGAUAUAUUGCGUUUAGUAGCAGAAAAUGGUGGACUCAUCAUGAUUAGUUUUGAUACCGAAGAUGUUACGUGUGGACGACAGUCACGGCUAAAGGACGUUAUUGAUCAUAUAAAUUAUGUACGCGCAAUUGCAGGUGUACAGCACAUUGGCAUCGGUGCUGGUUAUGAUGGUAUAGAAAUGCCACCGAUUGGUUUAGAGGACGUGUCAAAGUAUCCUGAUUUAUUGGCUGCACUGCUGGAGGAUCAUAAUUGGAGCGAAGAAGACAUUGCAAUGUUGGCGGGCAAAAAUUUUCUACGUAUUAUGGAAACGGUUGAGAAUGUGCGUGACUAUUGGAAACGGGCCGCCAUACAGCCAAUUGAACAGACUGAACCACAACCAAAAACCCAAUGUACGUAUAUGUCAUCGUGACCACAAGCACAAGCAGUGCGUACAAAUGAUAUGACGACAGCCAGGAAACCUAAUAAAACUAGUUCGAUUCAUGGUGAGCCAUUUCGCAGCAUGGCAGCUAGCAUUUCUGACGCAAUGAAUUUGGGUAUGAAUUUUUUAGAUGUGAAGGCAUAAAAUCAAAUUGUAUAUUAAAUUAUUAUUAUUAAAUUAUUAUGUCAUUAAAUCAAAAUUUUGUUAUGCUACAACAAUGAGCCAACAAAUGAGUUGAACACGAGAAUAUUGCAAUAAUACGCAGUAAUAAACUUUAUUUUAUGACGAACAAUUCCGUAUCAAAUUUAGUUGUGCGCAUAUAAAAGAAAGGAAAUAAUUUUAAUGAGUAUGUAGUAUCACAUUCCAGAAAACUUUCCCACAUGUGGUUAUAAUAAUAAUAAUAACAUAAUGAA